AUGUGGCUCUUCCUCCUGCUCAUCUUCUGCGGCGGCGCCUCCUCGGGAACCAACGAUGCGAAAAACUACGAUCACAUGGUGGCCCUGCAGAAGUUCGGUAUCUGGAUGACUGAUGCUCAACGAUUGGAAUUGUCCGAAAUGGAGUCGCAGUUUGAACAGGAGAAAACCUUGGAGAAGGUAGAUUCGUACUUCAAAGCGCUGGGCCCGCAAGAGCAAGAGGCAGUCGUGGAGUUGGUGAGGGAUGGAUGUCGGGAUAUGAUGAUGGCCGCAUUCGGCGCGAGGUACAGUGAGGUGCGUAAGAUUUUGGCCGAUCCUGAACUGAUGGAAGAUUUUGAGAAGAGGGUGGCACUACUGGUCGACUCCGUGCCCCCGACACAUGCCCGUGGCUUUCUAAUUGGUGCCCUUCCGCAUUGCCGCCAUGCAUAUCAAUGGAAACGGACUGGGGCUGAAGUCACCGCUCGACCCUCAACAAAAGUACCC
Messenger RNA from Mesorhabditis spiculigera, 480 nucleotides. NCBI's taxonomy places the organism in Eukaryota, Metazoa, Nematoda, Chromadorea, Rhabditida, Rhabditidae. The record is from the annotation of a GenBank genome assembly.